Molecule: messenger RNA, 3754 nt
Organism: Moneuplotes crassus
Lineage: Eukaryota; Ciliophora; Spirotrichea; Euplotida; Euplotidae
Source: the annotation of a GenBank genome assembly
UUCUGAUAAUAUAAAAGCAUUGAGCCAAUCAGACGCAGAGAGCAGAAAAGAUGGCAGAGAGUCAUCACAAAUGUUUAAUCAAGACUUGUCCCUUAUAGAAAAUCAUAUAAGACCACUGGUGGAGAAAGAAGAUACCUCUGAAUAUGAAAAAGGAUUAGGUGAUGGCUUCCUUUCAGAAGUUUGAGAUAUCUCCUCUCUUCAACAAUUAGGGCUUCAUUUGUUAGAUCCUUUGCAGAAAGAAUCUUUAGAGUUAAAUACUGAGAUAAAGCUGAAUGAAGAAGGAAUCUUAAUUGCUUGAAAGAAGGAUAAUCCAACAGAUCAUAUUAGAGUAAACGUGAAAGGACUUAUAUCAGGGUUGAAGAAGCUGGAUUCAAAAAUCUUUGAUUUGCUAUUGAGUAAUCUUGGAUAUACCAAAACUCAAUUUGCUGAACUAAACACUCAAGAGAAUCAGGCAGUAAAUUGAAUAAAGAAAGUACCAUCAAAUAAGCUCAAAGUGGGGCAAGAACCUCCCCAAACGAAGAUUAACUUUGAUAAUCUUGAUUUAAUGGGUAUGGAUGAUAUACUGUUUGGUGAGAUUGAAGAGAAAGAACAUACUUCUCAAUGUUCAGAAGAAGGCAAGGUUGCAAUUCCAGAACAGUUUUCAGCUCCAGGUAUUUUUAAAAUCAAGUAUAUAGUGCAAACAUCUGUUCGCAUAAAUUUAUUCGAAGAGGAAAAGGGCAAUGAAAUCGACCUUCACCAGUUCAUUAAUGAAGAAGAUCUGAACAAGUGCAAUCAAGCAGAAGAGUAUACACAGAAAUUAAAGAAGACUAAAUCUAGUCAUCAAAAUAAUGGUCUUCAAUCUUUAGAUUGCGACAAAAAUUCUCACAACUUUCGUCAUCUCAAAAGUAACGAUGAAUCGCUAAAACUCAUGCAAGAAAACGACAUGUACAGAGAAAAACUCCGACUCGCUCUGAGAGCGAUCAAAAUCCGUGACACUCAAAUCCACCGCCUCAAGAGUGAAGGUAACGUAAUCCCUCUCGACAUGACUAACUCCCGGCUGCACCUCGCCUUCCUGUUCGCUUCUCCUCUGAUUAGGAAAGUCGAAGGCGGGACUGACAAUGUUAUGCUAUUAGACUGCCAGAAGGAGAUCAGAGACAUUGUGGACGUAUGUAGUGCAAUGGAUUACGAGAUGAAAUAUAAAUCAGUAGUGGCCACUCCGAGUAACAUGAGAAGUGUACUGACUGAUGGUCCAAUAGCUCUCCAUUUUUCAGGCCAUGGAAUGGAGAAUAAGGAAGUAGGGUACAAGAGCAGGCUUGGUGGGGAGGAUAAAGGGGAUAUAUUGCUUCUUGAGAAUGAAAAGUGCAUGACAGAGUAUUUUUAUGAGAGGGAUUUGAAGAAAAUGAUCAAGCUUUCGCAGAUUAACCUCGAAGUUGUGUUUGUAUCCUCAUGUCACUCUGAAUUUGCAGGCAAAGUCUUCCUAAAUGCUGGAGCAAAGCAUGUCAUCUGCAUUAAGCAGAGUGAAGAAGUCGAUGAUGGAGCUGCAUUACGCUUUUCAAAAGUGUUUUAUGAAACACUGUUUGUUAAGAACUAUACAGUCUGUGCAUCAUUCCAUAUCGCUAAGGAAGAAGUCAGGAAAAUACUGAAAGAUAAUGAAGCAAAUAAGUUCCUAUUGUUAAUGCCUCAGGAGAAAGGUCAUCACUUGAAUAGUAGGUCAAAGCAUUUAUGCCAAGCAGUCACUAAUAUCAAACCUGGAGGGUUGAUCAAUCUUGGAGAGAAGCCUACAAUCUUAUCAGUCCCAUCCAAAAUUGAUAACUUUGUUGGAAGACAGAAGGAAAUGUAUGAUAUAAUCAAUCACCUAUCAACCAACAGACUGGUUUCGAUUCUUGGUCUAUCAGGAAUAGGAAAGACAUCUAUUGCAAGGAACCUGGCUGAUUACUUAAAGCAAAGACAUAAAUUCAGAGAUGGUAUUAUUUAUGUCGGACUCAGAGGAUGAGAGUCUUCUCAAAUGUUCCUUGCUAAUCUCUCUUUGAUUAUUAGGACAGAGAUUCAAUUGGAGAAUGAUUACAAGAAAAUGAAAGAUAGUGAGGUUGAAGAUCGGGCUCUAGUUCACAGUUUCUUAAGAGACAAACAGAUUCUCCUAAUUCUCGACAACUGUGAAGACCCAAUUGAUUCAGAUGAAGUUAAUUUUACAAAAGAGAUUGAGAGCAUUCUUGAUGAGUGAAGUGAAUCAAAGUUCUUAUUAACUUCAAGGACAGCUUUAGAACUAAGAUCUCAUCACAAAGAAAUGCAAUUUCCUUUAGAAAGCCUAUCAAAUGAAGCAUCAGUUCGUUGUUUGUUUGAAAAAGCACCUAGAAAAAUCUCUCCUAAUGAAAUAAAGGAGCUCUUUGUGGCUACAAGAUUUAAUUCAUCUCGUUAUCCAAACAAAUCACUUUUCUUAAAGAAUCAUCCUUUGUUCUUAUUGUUAGGAGGGCAUCCUCAGGCGAUUUCAUUAGCAGCUCCAUUACUUCAGUACAAGUCAUUGACAGAGUUAUUCAAUGAUUUAUCUGAUUCAGAUGUAUUGAACCCAAACAAGCCUCAGAAUAAUAAGAAGACAAGUGAUUCACUGAGAAAUGCUCUAGAGCUUAGUAUUUCAGCCAUAAAAAGCUGGAAUUCUCAAACUAUUGAUUUGUUCAUGAUACUUGGGAUGUUCCCUGGAGGAAUCAAGCAGAAUUAUAUUACUAAGAUUUGGGGAGAUGCCACAUGGGUUGUGUUAAAAGACGAAUUGGCCAAGGCCUCUUUGAUAGUAUACAAAACCAACAAUAGAGGAGAGUUUAUUUUCAGUCUGCUCCCAUUUAUUACAAUCAGAGCUUGUGAAUUCCUCAAUCAGAAGCCUCAAACCAAGGCUGAACUUCACGAAAAGUCGUGUCAAAUUCUUGAGGAGUUUUGCAGAGAAAUAUUCGAAGAGAAAAGAUUAUUCACUGUAAAGAAGAAACUUACAGAAAUGGAAGCGAAUAUAUGGGCUUGCAUUUACAGAGGUAUUAAUGUUAUGCAGGAAGUCAGUAAAUCUUCUGGGAAUAACGAAAGAACCAAAGAUCCUUUUAUUACUAAUCGAGCCUGCCCUAGAAGUUCUAUAUCGAAGAUAUUGCCACAGAUCGAAAGUACCAAUCAGGAAGUGGAAGAUAUUACAGAUUCAGACUUGGGUUCAAUUAAUUCUUUGGAUACUCAGAGGCUUGAACUCCUCAUCAACCAUCCAAACGAUUACAGAGCAAGAGAAGAGUUAAAUAAUGAAGAGAAAAUUGUGCUGUUCUACGUCAACACCUUGAUAUCAAUCUCUAAAGAGUCAGACGCGCUGAAGAUGUACAAAUUAUACAAGAAGAAGGAAGAGAUAUCAACUCUUUGUCUUGCUAAUCUAUACAAAUCAGUUGCUUACAUCUACAGCUCAAAAGGCUCUCCUCAAGACACUGAAAGAGCAUUGAAAAUUAGCACCAAAUGCAUCAAACUUUUUGAAUCUUUGAAUAAAGCUAAAGGAGUUGUUGAUCUCAAAUUCUUUAUUGCUUACAAGUUGGGAAUGGUUGAAGAAGAGACCAAGGAUUUUAUCAAAGGAUCCCCAGAAGCAAGACAAAGAUUAUUUACACAAAUCCUUGCCUUCUACCAAGAAAAUGACUUCCCCCAAGAAGCUUUAUUCUGCAACAAAAUCCUUACCUCUCUAUCUCCCCAAGGCAUAUCUCCUUCAAAACUUCCAAAAAUGGACCCUAAACUAUACCUCCGCCUGACAUCUUAACUCCAAACUUCCCAU